Messenger RNA from Chinchilla lanigera (long-tailed chinchilla), 2872 nucleotides. RefSeq names its product N(alpha)-acetyltransferase 35, NatC auxiliary subunit (gene Naa35). Lineage: Eukaryota; Metazoa; Chordata; Mammalia; Rodentia; Chinchillidae. Gene Ontology annotation, cellular component: NatC complex. The coding region runs from base 327 to 2522 and encodes 731 amino acids. The transcript is spliced from 23 exons. Gene Ontology annotation, biological process: N-terminal peptidyl-methionine acetylation. The record is from RefSeq and is a predicted model, not a curated record.
GUCUGGGUGACUUCACUGGGCGCUCGGGGUCCUGAGCUGCGAGAGGGCGCCCUGAUAGUGCUCCUGGGCCAUUCGUGGCCAGGGUUGAAAGUUGGAAUUUCUGGAGUUGGUUCUUUUUAGGCCAGUGGUGGGAUGGUGUGUGGUGUUUCUUUUUAUUUUUAAAUAGGAGGAAAGCAAAGUAUGAGCCAUGGUAGAUGGUGGGUAUUAGUAAGUGAGGCGCAGUAGUGUUAGUAUGAGAUUUAAUUACAUUGAGGUAGUUUUUGCAGGACCAUCUGCAGACCCAGAAGCAUUCUACUUAAAGAGUUUAUGUUCGUUUCACAAUAAUAAUGGUUAUGAAAGCAUCUGUAGAUGAUGAUGAUUCAGGAUGGGAGCUCAGUGUCCCUGAAAAAAUGGAAAAAAGCAAUACAAGCUGGGUGGACAUAACCCAAGAUUUUGAAGAAGCUUGUCGAGAAUUAAAGCUGGGAGAACUGCUUCAUGAUAAGCUAUUUGGUCUUUUUGAAGCCAUGUCUGCUAUUGAAAUGAUGGAUCCCAAGAUGGAUGCUGGCAUGAUUGGAAACCAAGUUAAUCGAAAAGUUCUCAAUUUUGAACAAGCUAUCAAGGAUGGCACCAUUAAAAUUAAAGACCUCACCUUGCCUGAAUUGAUAGGGAUAAUGGAUACAUGUUUUUGCUGUUUGAUAACAUGGUUGGAAGGCCAUUCCUUGGCACAGACAGUAUUUACGUGCCUUUACAUUCAUAAUCCAGACUUUAUAGAAGAUCCUGCUAUGAAAGCUUUUGCUCUGGGAAUCUUGAAAAUCUGUGACAUUGCAAGAGAAAAAGUAAACAAAGCUGCUGUUUUUGAAGAAGAAGAUUUUCAGUCAAUGACUUACGGAUUUAAAAUGGCUAACAGUGUGACAGAUCUUCGAGUUACAGGCAUGCUAAAGGAUGUGGAGGAUGACAUGCAAAGAAGAGUAAAGAGUACUCGAAGUCGACAAGGAGAAGAAAGAGAUCCAGAAGUUGAACUAGAACACCAACAGUGUUUAGCAGUGUUCAGCAGAGUGAAAUUUACUCGUGUAUUACUGACUGUGCUUAUAGCCUUUACCAAGAAAGAGACCAGUGCUGUUGCAGAAGCUCAAAAAUUGAUGGUUCAAGCAGCAGAUCUUCUUUCUGCCAUUCAUAAUUCAUUGCAUCAUGGCAUCCAGGCCCAGAAUGAUACUACAAAAGGAGAUCAUCCAAUUAUGAUGGGUUUUGAGCCCCUUGUUAACCAGAGGCUACUUCCACCCACCUUCCCUCGAUAUGCAAAAAUAAUUAAAAGGGAAGAAAUGGUUAACUAUUUUGCAAGAUUAAUAGAUAGAAUAAAAACUGUGUGUGAGGUUGUGAACUUAACAAAUUUACAUUGUAUCCUGGAUUUUUUCUGUGAAUUUAGUGAACAGUCACCAUGUGUUCUCUCAAGAUCACUGUUACAAACCACUUUCCUGGUGGAUAACAAAAAGGUCUUUGGAACUCAUCUCAUGCAAGACAUGGUUAAAGAUGCCCUUCGGUCUUUUGUCAGUCCUCCGGUGCUUUCCCCCAAGUGCUGCCUAUAUAAUAAUCACCAGGCUAAGGACUGUAUUGACUCUUUUGUUACUCACUGUGUUCGGCCAUUUUGUAGUCUUAUUCAGAUCCAUGGACAUAACAGGGCUCGGCAGAGAGAUAAACUUGGGCAUAUUCUGGAAGAGUUUGCUACUUUGCAGGAUGAGGCAGAGAAGGUUGAUGCAGCGCUUCACACUAUGCUGUUGAAACAAGAACCCCAAAGGCAACAUUUGGCCUGUUUAGGGACAUGGGUCCUUUAUCAUAACCUUCGAAUCAUGAUACAGUAUCUGCUAAGUGGCUUUGAGUUGGAGCUCUACAGCAUGCAUGAGUACUACUACAUAUACUGGUAUCUUUCUGAAUUCCUUUAUGCAUGGUUGAUGUCCACACUGAGUCGUGCUGAUGGCUCUCAAAUGGCAGAGGAAAGGAUAAUGGAAGAGCAGCAGAAAGGCCGGAGCAGUAAAAAAACAAAGAAAAAAAAGAAAGUUCGCCCGUUGAGCCGGGAGAUCACAAUGAGUCAAGCAUACCAGAACAUGUGUGCUGGAAUGUUUAAAACCAUGGUAGCAUUUGACAUGGAUGGCAAAGUACGCAAACCCAAGUUUGAGCUCGAUAGUGAACAAGUUCGAUACGAGCACAGAUUUGCUCCCUUCAACAGUGUGAUGACCCCGCCACCAGUGCACUAUCUACAGUUCAAGGUGAACCUGCGCACUGAGGAAAUGUCGGACCUCAAUAAAUACAGUCCACCUCCUCAGUCUCCAGAACUGUAUGUGGCAGCUAGUAAGCAUUUUCAGCAGGCAAAAAUGAUAUUGGAAAAUAUCCCCAACCCAGACCAUGAGGUCAAUAGAAUUUUAAAGGUUGCCAAACCCAAUUUUGUGGUUAUGAAGUUAUUGGCAGGAGGACACAAAAAGGAGUCCAAGGUUCCUCCUGAAUUUGAUUUCUCUAUUCACAAAUACUUUCCUGUUGUGAAACUUGUUUGAGAGAGACUGAAACCAUGACCACAAAAAGGUAGAAUCUGCUUUCAGAUUCUGCUCUUCGAGGAUAUAUCCAUCAGUCUCACCAUAUAACGUGAAGUGAAAUGGAUUUCUUGGAUGACAACCCAUUGUAAAGAAUACUUUUAGUUUGACAGCCUUACAUGACAUGAAUGAAAACUGCUGUUUUAAAGUGGUUUAUUAUGUUCCAUGGAUGAAACUGGUCUACAUGGUUUUAUUACAGAUUUAAUCAUAAAUCAUUUUUUAUGAAUGAGUGAAAAUAGUGUUUGUAAAGGCUAAUAAAUUUCUUGACAAAAAACGUACUACUGGAGAUAAAAGACAGUACCAUGUGAAACAUA